Penicillium oxalicum is the source of this 1041-nucleotide messenger RNA. RefSeq lists its product as uncharacterized. The record is from RefSeq and is a predicted model, not a curated record. Lineage: Eukaryota; Fungi; Ascomycota; Eurotiomycetes; Eurotiales; Aspergillaceae. The coding region runs from base 1 to 1041 and encodes 346 amino acids. The transcript is spliced from 2 exons.
AUGACUCGUCCCAAGAUUCCCCAGAAGAUUCCCAAAGACCUAAGUAUAUCGGUGCCCGAGGAAAUGUCAAACUGGGAGAAGGAGGCCCGACAACGCCGAGUUUGGGGCACUUCAAUUCACAAACAAGCCGGCUUGAGGUCUGGGUCUGAGAUUACAUUCAGGCAGUACCUCCAACUGAGAGUUCUCUGGAGUAAAAGACAGGGUAUACACAAGGCUCGCGACGAUUUAGAGCUUGGUCAAUUUCACAUUGAGGCCACGAAUUGGCUUGCUCAUUUCCGCCCCUUCCAAAAUUUUCUAAAUUGCCUGGUCAACGGAAUUAAUGGCGACCUCGACCUGGGACAAUUCAAAUAUCCUCUUGUCUUGCAGCUUCACACCAAAAGUCUCGCUCAAGUGAAAGCAUACCGGAACGACGUAAGAAGCCCGAACGAAGAGGUCGUCAAUGUAUCGCUACUCACAUUUCUUUUUGCAAUCUGCGCUGAGCACCCAGCAUUGGCAUCAAUGAUGGGAUGGACGCCUCAACGUGUACGCCUCGCCGCAAAAUUCAAGAAGGGCACAAUGAAAUGUCAUCCUGACGGGCUGCUGGUCUCGGAUUUGACAAGGCAGAUAGAGCUGCUCGUUGAGACUAAGGUUGGAUCCCGAAAAAAGCAUGGUGCCCCGGUAUUCUGGCAGGAAGCAGCGGAGUUGGUCUGCGCUCUGAGCAUGUCAUCCCCGAAGGGCAUGCACCCCAGCCGGGCAAUUGUUGUUUCUCAAGACGAUCAGGAGCUGUACUUGGCGAAAGCUUUCGCCAGCGAUGAAUACAUUGGAUUCCUGUCUGGGGUUGGAGUGCCAGAGGACGAGGGAAAGCCGAAGAGUGAGAAUGAUUUUCUUCGAAUAAAACAGUGGAGACCCUGGCGUCUCACCUCGCGCGAAGAGGUCAAGCAAUUCGCAGGCCUCCUAUUGGCACUAAUUCUCAAGGCCAGGGCUGCAGAAGAGGCGGCUCGCGAUGCUCAAGAAGCUGAGUCGACCGGUGAGACCGAGGAAGUUUUUUUGAACGAGAGAUGA